CUGAAGCACUCACUCAAGCACAUCGUGAACAUCACGCCCAUUCCAUUCUAUUCCAAUCUACGGUUACAGUCUUCGCCAUUUUCGAUUUAAAAAAUCUCGAACCAGAGUUCCGUCGAGACCAGAAUCGAAAUCGCAUUUUUUCCUCAGAUCAAAGGAGAUUCGAAUCGGAGACCGAAUUGUUUUCGGUUCCGCAAUGGAGGAAGAGAGACAGCCACUGAAGGAAGAGAAAAAGGCUCCACAGGAAGGAGGUGAAGUCGCCGGAGAAACGGAGAAGAAGGAAUCAACGGCGCCGCCGCAGAAAAGUGGUGGCGGAGGUGGAUGGGGAGGCUGGGGAUUUUCGCCGUUUUCUGUUCUCUCUGAUCUCCAAAAGGCGGCCGAAGAGAUUUCUCGCAAUGCUGCUGUGGCCGCGAAGGGCAUUGCGGACCUGCAAAAUGCUGAGGAGGAGUCAGAGUCUUCUAGGGAGGGUGAAGGGACUGAAGAAUCUGCAGCUGAACCUGAAAAGGAGAAUGAAGAAUCUGAGGAUGAGAGUUUGAAACUUCGGAAGUCUGCUCUGGACAGAUUGGAGAAAGCUAGUGAAGAUUCAAUCUUUAGUCAGGGUCUUAAGGUUUUGGAUAAUUCUGUGGAGAAUUUUGCUUCAGGAGCAUGGCAGGCGUUUGGAAGUGCAUGGAAAGGCGGCACAGAAUUGGUCCAUAAGCUUGAGCAUUCUGCUGCAAACCUUGCAGAAUCUAUUCAGCACGGUGGUCCCGUUGCGCCAUCCAUAUUAGAGACUGGAAAAGCUUUUACCUCAAAGGGAAUCCAAGUGCUCGAGCUCGUAGGAAAGGAGACUAUGGAUCUACUUAUCUCAGAGACUGGUAUAGAAGUUGAAAAGAACUCUAAAGGCGCCGAAGAAAAAGCUGAUGAGAGUCAGUUGUUUGAGGAAGUGACAUUUGACCGAUGCUUUUAUAUAUAUGGGGGUCCAGAACACUUGGAGGAACUGGAGGCGUUGUCCAGCCAUUAUGCAUUGUUAUUUAACCGAAGAAAAGGAAAGUUAUUAUCAGAACAGAAGUCUGUUUAUGAUGGAAUGCUUAAAGAGGCUCAGCAGAUUUUCAGUUUAAGUACCGUACUGGAUGGAAGUGGUGGUGAGUUGGGCAAAGGAAAGAAAAAGGAGACUACGGUUGAUGGAAGUAGUGAUGAGAUUAAAGAUUUGCAUGAUUCGAGUGUGAGCAAGGCUGCUGACAUGGCUGCAGGAGCAUCGAUCUUGGUUAUGGCCGGAAAGAAGUGGGAGGAGAGGUUUGAGUCGAUGGGGAAGGAGAUUCAACAUGUUAGGGCAGAGAUGAACCAGUACUUCGCUGAUUUGCGUCGACUGAUGGAAGAGCAAAUGAAGCUUCUGUUGGUGACGGGGAAAGCUAUGACGCUGACAAAGGAAAUCGGCCCAAGCGUCGCCAGAAAUCGGGAUGAGGAAAUUGGUUCGGGUCAAGUUGCAGGCCGUGGGUCGUUGGCCGGAGUUGAGGAAAUUGGGCAUGAAGGAAGGAUUUCGGCUGAUCAUAGGGUUUCCAGAGAGGAUCGCCGGGAGACGUUGGGGGUUGUCGGCGGCGGGGUUGGGUUGAACGGAGGGGGAAUCGACCGUGGAAAAGGGCCGGCGGUGGAACCUAGGGAAUUUGGAGGGGCUCGACGCGAAUCAGACCUGAACGGAGAUCCUUGGGCAACGUUUGGCGGCGGAAUAAGUUUCGAUUUCGGCAAUUUGGGGGUUGGGUCUCGCGAUUUUUGGUUUGGGUCUUGGAAUUCAAGAGUCGUUAGGGCUGAUUUUGGAGCAAUGUUGACUGGGUCUCCGCCUUCUGGCAUGGUUGGAACUGGGUCAGCGUUUUUGAGCGUGAAUUCAGGCAUGAUUUGGGUUGGGUUCCGAAAUUCCGGCCGAAUGUGGACUGGGUGCCGUGAUUCGGGUGCAAUUGGGGCUGAUUCCCGCUCAAUUGGGGUUGGGCCUCCUAAUAAUGCUCCAUUUGACGUUCCAAGAUUCAAGCUCAUCAAUAUGGGAAGGAAGUGGAGUCAUUCGGCUGCAAUUUCUUGACUUACACCUUAAGGACAAGGUGUUUGUUUGGGGCGGGAGUAAUGAUAGGAACUUAUUAGUUGGUUAGAGAAGUUAGUAGUUUGUUAGAAAGGAUGUUAUUAGUUAGUUACUGGCAGAGGAUAUUAAAAGGGGGGUUUGGGAACUGAGAGAGGGGAGAAAAUUACUGGAGUCUUGUUGAGGAAGUCUUGGCUAAUGCUGAGCAGGGGAGAUUGGGCAGUAUCUCGAAGAACUG
Morus notabilis is the source of this 2276-nucleotide messenger RNA. RefSeq lists its product as uncharacterized. The coding region runs from base 194 to 2044 and encodes 616 amino acids. The record is from RefSeq and is a predicted model, not a curated record. Lineage: Eukaryota; Viridiplantae; Streptophyta; Magnoliopsida; Rosales; Moraceae. The transcript has 7 exons.